CGCGCGCCGGUCUCGCACACUCGCUCCUCGCACCACAUCGGUGACACACGCUAUCGACAUCGAGUGCGAAUAUUUUCGAGUGCUACCAAAUUUGAAUUUAAAAAGUGAAUUAGGAAUACUUUUUUUUCUUUUCGCGCGUGUUUCCCAGCCAGUGUUACAUUCUUCCGUUCACGUUUUCGGAAAUCUGUAAAAUCGUGUAUGAAUAUGGACUUGCUUGAAGGAACUACAUCAAUGCGUUGUUCAUGGAUGUCUUUUUAACCGGUUCGCCCAAAAAGCUGUUGGUAGCUAUAUCUAUAGUAGCAAUAAUAACAAUGUGCAUAAUACCAACUGAAGCUCGGAGCGUCGAGCACAAGAAACGUCACGACAGGAAUCAUAAGGGAACCACCAAAGACAUGUCAAGGCGACAUAACAGAAAGACAGACAGCAUGCUACCCACCAAAGAAUCGAUGAGAAAACCAAAAAAUCCUAAAGCCGAAUCCUACACUACUGAAUUUAACAAAAUUAUGAGGAAAGUGAGAAACACGAAGAAUCACUAUACCAACGACUGGAAACUGCUACAACCCGACUUGCAACCUUUCAAAGAAGUUUCCAUGCCACGUUGGCUACCAACUGUCAACUUCGUCGAUAUCCAUUACCACAAUUAUCGACGAGCGCGACGAAACGAUACCUCCUCUAUUCCUGAACGAAAAUAUGCCUACCAAAUGCCAAAACUCUACAAGUCACUGCAAGACUUCCACCUUCUCUUCCAGCACCUAGAAGCCUUCAGACUCAAUUUCCCUGAUGAUCCCUACAACACCUACAAGACUAAACGAAAAGAGAUCCUAAAAAGGACGAUUGGACAUUUAUACAGCACCAUACAAGAAGUAAAAGACAGUAUGUUGGAUCUUAAACUUAACAUAACCGUUCCAGACAGGAAAAAAACAAAUUUAUCUCACUUGAAUUUGGACGUGGACUCAACACAAUGCUUCAAGAACGAUUAUCUAGCUUUUAGAGCAUAUGGCAACAUGCUACAAAAUUGGUAUUUAGAACUCAGAUGUAAGGGGGAAAAACAUGUAACUAAAACAAUGUGCAAACAAUGGAGUGAUGCGAAACAUAACUUGGGUCAGUACACUGAGCAGGACAUCGCAGUGUCAUCGACAAAGAGGGACUAUCGCUAUUAUGAGGAAGAUGAGAGGCGUGGAAAAAUGUUUGAGAACGUUGUUGGAAAUGCUAUCGGGGUUUAUCCUGUCCAAUGCUCUCACAGUAUCAGUCAGACAUUCGACCUUUUCCUUGACCACGAAUGCGAGGAUAAUGUUAAGUCUGUUAAGAUCUGA
Molecule: messenger RNA, 1313 nt
Organism: Hyposmocoma kahamanoa
Lineage: Eukaryota; Metazoa; Arthropoda; Insecta; Lepidoptera; Cosmopterigidae
Exons: 4
Coding region: 243-1313 (356 amino acids)
Source: RefSeq, a predicted model, not a curated record